Messenger RNA from Babesia microti strain RI, 450 nucleotides. Its product is annotated as histone H2A. Gene Ontology annotation, cellular component: nucleosome. The record is from RefSeq and is a predicted model, not a curated record. Gene Ontology annotation, molecular function: DNA binding; structural constituent of chromatin; protein heterodimerization activity. The transcript is spliced from 2 exons. Bases 1 to 450 code for a protein of 149 amino acids. NCBI's taxonomy places the organism in Eukaryota, Apicomplexa, Aconoidasida, Piroplasmida, Babesiidae.
AUGGACGCAGGUGGUAAAGUUGGUGGUAAAGUUGGUGGUAAAAUUGGUGGUAAGGGCAAAUCAGGCUCUGGUAAAGGUAAAAGGGCACCUUUAAGUCGUGCUGCUCGUGCAGGUUUGCAAUUUCCGGUUGGGAGGGUUCACAGAAUGCUCAAGAGCAGAAUUCCAUCUGAUGGUCGUGUAGGGUCAACUGCUGCAGUUUACGCCUCUGCUAUCCUCGAAUAUUUGACCGCUGAAGUACUUGAACUUGCAGGCAAUGCAUCGAAGGACCUGAAGGUAAAGCGUAUUACCCCCCGCCAUUUGCAAUUGGCCAUCCGCGGUGAUGAAGAACUUGAUACUCUCAUAAAGGCUACGAUUGCUGGCGGUGGCGUCAUUCCUCACAUACACAAGGCUUUGGUCAAUAAAGGUCAAUUACCGGGUCCCAUUGGCAAGAAGGGCAAGAGGCUUGUUUGA